Jaculus jaculus (lesser Egyptian jerboa) is the source of this 2283-nucleotide messenger RNA. RefSeq names its product neurogenin 2 (gene Neurog2). The record is from RefSeq and is a predicted model, not a curated record. Bases 342 to 1142 code for a protein of 266 amino acids. NCBI's taxonomy places the organism in Eukaryota, Metazoa, Chordata, Mammalia, Rodentia, Dipodidae. Gene Ontology annotation, molecular function: protein dimerization activity. The transcript has 2 exons.
AGGGCAGGUCUGAUUGUUUUCUUGGUGGUAUAUAAGGGGUUUUAAGGAGGGUCGUGUGCCAGACACGCAGCCACUGAACCACAAGCAGCUUCGCUUUAACUGGAGUGCCUGGAGGUCGCGUGCCAGGAGCCGCACGGCCAGGGACUGACUGACAGACAGACACGCACCAUCACCACAACACACGAGACCCCGGGCGGGCUGCCGCGGUCGCCGGGGUUCUUGGCAAACUCGCCCAUCACCGAGGUCCCCUGCAGAGGCGCGCUGCUUUCCAUCCGAGCGGGGAGAUCCCUGGCACACGCCAGAGUCCCGGCGACGCUUCGGCACGCUUGGAGUGGUGGAGGAUGUUCGUCAAGUCCGAGACCUUGGAGUUGAAGGAGGAAGAGGACGUGCUGGUGUUGCUGGGCUCGGCCUCGCCAGCCUCGGCGGCGCUGACCCCGCUGUCCUCCAGCGCGGACGAGGACGACGAGGAGGAGCCGGGCGCGGCGCGGGCGCAGCUCCGGGCGGACGCCGGGCCGGGCGCGCGAGGCUGCUCGGCGUCGGGAGCCGCGGCUUGCCGGCCCGCGCGGCUGCUGGGCCUGGUCCACGAGUGUAAGCGGCGCCCGUCGCGGGCCCGGGCCGUGUCCCGCGGCGCGAAAACAGCCGAGACGGUGCAGCGCAUCAAGAAGACGCGCAGGCUGAAGGCCAACAACCGCGAGCGAAACCGCAUGCACAACCUCAACGCGGCGCUGGACGCGCUGCGCGAGGUGCUGCCCACCUUCCCCGAAGACGCCAAGCUCACCAAGAUCGAGACGCUGCGCUUCGCUCACAACUACAUCUGGGCGCUCACCGAGACCCUGCGCCUGGCGGACCACUGCGGGGCCGGCGCCGGUCUCUCGGGGGCGCUCUUCUCCGAGGCCGUGCUGCUGAGCCCGGGAGCCGGCGGCGGCGCGCAGGGCGGCAGCGCAGACAGCCCGUCGCCCUCCUCGUCCUGGAGCUGCACCGACAGCCCCUCGUCGUCGUCCUCCUCCACCUCCACCUCCCCGUACAGCUGCACUUUAUCUCCCGCUAGCCCCGCGGGCUCAGACCUGGACUACUGGCAGCCCCCGCAUCCCGACAAGCACCGCUACGCACCUCACCUCCCCCUAGCCAGAGACUGUAUCUAGUGCCGCCACCUCGGCUCCCCUCGCGGGGCGACAGCGAGUUCCCUCACCUGUUCUAUUCCCCGGCCCUCCUCCCAAGCUCCCACCCCCACUCCACAGAGCCGACGUAGCCGUGUGAUUCCUCCGUGGGUGGUGUGCAUUCCUUGGCUGUAUGGGAUCACGUCUUUCAGGCCAGCUCUGAUUUCUGGAAGGUGCGGGGGAAUUUAGGGUUAUAGUGGAUGGUGGCGUGGGACGGCGGUGAUGGUGGGCGCCUGUUGACACUCGAGCCGCCGGGAAAAGACGAGGGUGGCAUGUUUAAUGAGUUAGAAGAGCUGACUUGACGCUCCCCUCCUCUGCCUGAAACCCCCAGGAGGGAUUCCGUGCAGCUCGUGUGAAUCUUCCAGAGGGAUGCAACUGGUUCUUGUGAUCUCUUCACCCAGGCUUCUACAUAGAGAUGUUAAUGUCGGGUCGAAAGAAAUGUAUCUUAGCAUCUGAAUGAUUCCCCCCCGCCUCUUGGUAAUAAUGUUAUCCGCAGAUUUGCAAUGGCUGGCAUCUGCUUUAUUCCCAUUACUGUCUGCAGGCUGUGGGAAUUUCACCUGUCAGACCAAACUUUCCCUUUCUCAUGUGCACUUUGUCCUUCUCCCCAGAUUCGUCACAAUGCCUAUUGUCCCGUCCUUCUCUUCCCCUUUGCUUCCCUAUUUUGCCAUCUGUCUCUUAUGAUUUAUAAGGGGAAACCUUGUUUUGUUAGAGGGCCAGGUUAGAAGUCAUUGUAUAAUUUGUAGGCUUUGUAAUGAUUGAAUGCAAGCGUGGAAAUUUAGGCUGAACUCUCUAUCAAAAGGAAAAACGCGGAGGAAAAGGGAAAAAUCAGGAGGGAGGAUUGCUUCAUGCAUUAUUUAUCUCGACCUUUUAGGGGAGGAGGAACUCCCCUAUCCUUUCAAGAGAUUAAAAAUAAAUCAACAGUUUGAAAACCUGAGCAGACACGGAACAUUAUCAGGAUCAGCCACACACGUGUUCCCUUCUAUUUAUUAUAAAGAAAAUGUUCAUGGGUAAAAGUAUGUAUUUUUUGUAUAUUCUACAGAGUUUAUUCUAGUAUGUAUUUACACCUUGAAGAACAAGAAAAUUGUUUUGUGAUUAAACUAUAAAUAAAGUAUCUAAUUUUCAUAAA